UGGCCUGCGAAUAUCUUCAUAAUCUAAAAAUAUAGAUUAUGGCAUAAAAUUGGUCAUCGAUGUGAUCUCAUGUUGAGGGGGGCCGAUCCAUUGCAAAUCACACAAUCAAGCUACCUUAACUACCCAAAAAUUCUCACCCAUUUCCUUAGCCUAGCUUCAGCUUCUUAUCACUUUUUUCCCCCAAUGUCGACAAGACAAGAACAAAUUCAAUUAUAAAAAGCAAUAUUUUAUCCCCAGUCUUAACUAGUACUUAACGAACUUUACUUGCGUAAAGAGCUUUAAACGCGUUCAGAAAUCAGAAAACGAAAAUGAAAAUUAUUUAUCUGCUAGUUGUCAUUUGGGCAUCAGCAAAUGCGGUUCAAAGUCAUUUGGCCAUAGCCCACAGUGAUGAUCCCAUACCGGAACAUAAUAACGCCGGUCUCUGGAGUGUCCUGUAUGCCAAGUUAAAUGUGCUGUUAAACGAGACAUCGGUAUUGAGAGAAAAUAUUGCAGAGCUAAGGCAAAAGCAGCAUGAUCAGGAAACCAAUGUGGCUACGAUGGUGCAGAGCUUUAAACAGGAAGCGAAUAAGUUCAUAGAAAACAGCAUAACGAAACUCAGAGAAAGACAUUCCGUGGAUGAAUCUCGUAUUCUACGUCUCGUUGAUAAUGUUUCUUCGGAGUCUAAAGAAUUCCUCCAAGCGGGUCUCAUGGAAUUGCAAAAAAGACAAGAUCAGCAAGAGGAGAAUAUUGGUAAUCUCAUUGAAACGGUAACCCUGAAAGUCCAAAAAUCUAUGGAAGAAAAUUUGCGAGGGCUGGAAAAAAGGUUUGAUGACCAGGAGAUGCUGGUUAAAAAUAUUGUGGAAGCCGUUACAAUGAAUACCAAGAAAUACAUGGAAGAAAUCAAGGAGGAAUUGGGGAAAAGACAAGAACUGGGAGUGGAUCGCUUUGUGCAGCUCAUUGAGAAUAUCUCCGCAAAUACCAAAGAUUUGCUGGAAUCGGGCUUUUCGGACCUAAAAAAUAGACAAGACGAUCAAGAGGAGAAGCUUGCCAGCAUAAUGCAGGAAGUCAAAAUACAAACCCAACAAUCGAUGGCAGCCAACAUGGCAGAGCUAGAAAAGAGACUUGAUAAUCAGGAUGUCCAGGUGGCCAAUUUAAUCGAUUCGCUAAGAAAAGAUUCUCAAAAAUACACGGAAGGUGGCUUUGAGGAAAUACGACAAAGAAUCCAGGAUCAAGAAGGCCGCGUGGUGCUGACUCUCCAAAAUGCCACAGAAGAGGCCCAGAAAUUGAUGGAUGCCAGCCUGGAGGGGGUUAAACAGAGAUUCAAUAAGCUGGAGGAGAGCCAAAAUACCCAACAUGACCUGUCGCUGCAAAUUCUCGAGUAUACCACCCCCAAGCCUUACUCGUUUAAAGAAACCGCCGACAUAAUCUCCCUCAAUCAACAUCGUGAAUGGAUGACAAUUUCGCGACGUCUGGAUGGUUCGGUAGCCUUCGAUUUGGGUUGGGAAGAUUACAAAACCGGUUUUGGCAAUCCAAAUGGUGAAUUUUUCUUGGGCCUGGAAAAGCUGCAUGCCCUUACCACCUAUGGGGCGACCCAAGAAUUGUUGGUCGUACUCAAAGAUCAUCAGAAUCAAACACGUUAUGCCAAAUAUGAUAUUUUCCGGGUGGGCAGUGAGCUGGAAAACUACGCCAUUUUGGAGUUGGGCUAUUAUAGCGGAGAUGCUGGUGAUUCGUUGCGCUAUCAUGCCGGGGCCUCAUUUGUUACCAAAGAUAAUAACAAUGGUGGUAAUUUCCCAGCAGAACGUGGUGGCGGCUGGUGGCGUUCCGUGCAAUCAAUGUGUGAUCUACAUUCGUACUAUGAGCCGGUGGACAAUGUUUAUGGCAUUUUCUGGGGCACAUGGAAUGGCUGGAAAUACACUCUGAAAUCGGCAGAGAUGAUGAUACGAUCCAAGGCAUAAAAUUUGUU
Musca domestica (house fly) is the source of this 1942-nucleotide messenger RNA. RefSeq names its product angiopoietin-related protein 7. The coding region runs from base 309 to 1934 and encodes 541 amino acids. Lineage: Eukaryota; Metazoa; Arthropoda; Insecta; Diptera; Muscidae. The transcript is spliced from 13 exons. The record is from RefSeq and is a predicted model, not a curated record.